GGGGCGGGCUCGGGCGGUUGGUUGGAGCGUCGCAGCAGUCGGAAGGUCCGGGAAAGUUUCUUUGGAGGUCUGGCCCGGAGCGGCCAUGUCCCACGGCCCCAAGCAGCCCGGCGCGGCCGCCGCGCCGGCGGGCGCCAAGGCUCCGGGCCCGCAUGGGGGCUUCCUGGUGGCAGUCAAGCAAGAGCGCGGUGAGGGUCCACGUGCUAGCGAGAAGGGGUCUCACGAGGAGGAGCCAGUGAAGAAGCGCGGCUGGCCCAAGGGCAAGAAGCGAAAGAAGAUUCUGCCAAAUGGGCCCAAGGCACCUGUCACAGGCUAUGUGCGCUUUCUGAACGAGCGACGUGAGCAGAUCCGUACACGCCACCCAGACCUGCCAUUUCCUGAGAUCACCAAGAUGCUGGGCGCCGAGUGGAGCAAGCUGCAGCCUUCAGAGAAGCAGCGCUACCUGGACGAGGCAGAGCGGGAGAAGCAGCAGUACAUGAAGGAGCUGCGUGCCUACCAACAGUCUGAAGCCUACAAGAUGUGCACGGAGAAGAUCCAGGAGAAGAAGAUUAAGAAAGAAGACUCUGGCUCUGGGCUCAUGAAUACCCUAUUGAAUGGACACAAGGGUGGGGACUGUGAUGGCUUCUCCACUUUCGAUGUUCCCAUCUUCACUGAAGAAUUCUUGGACCAAAACAAAGCGCGCGAGGCAGAGCUGCGGCGCCUGCGGAAAAUGAACGUGGCCUUCGAGGAGCAGAACGCGGUGCUGCAGAGGCACACUCAGAGCAUGAACAGCGCACGCGAGCGUCUGGAGCAGGAGCUGGCGCUGGAGGAGAGGAGGACGCUGGCGCUGCAGCAGCAACUUCAGGCGGUGCGCCAGGCACUCACCGCCAGCUUCGCCUCGCUGCCAGUGCCGGGCACUGGCGAGACGCCCACGCUCAGCACCCUGGAUUUCUACAUGGCCCGGCUGCACGGCGCCAUUGAGCGCGACCCCGCCCAGCACGAGAAGCUCAUCGUGCGCAUCAAGGAGAUCCUGGCCCAGGUCGCCAGUGAGCACCUGUGAGGGGGUGGCCAGCUCACAGAUUCGGAGAAGCAGCUCUGGGCGCCAAUGGCCUUUUCCCAGCUCCACCCAAAUGGAGUGGGGUCCGCCCUUUGGGACCAGGCCUGAUCCUGCACCUUGGGGGUUCGAGCCUCCCUAAAAUGAAAUUUCUACAGCAUCCCUUUGGUUUCCAACUUCCUCAGCACCCUGAACCCAGAGAAAGCACUAAACAUGGGCUGUAAACCCAGAACCCUGUGGCUGGGGGCCCAGGAAGACCAUACACCUCAGCACUUGGUAUCAGGCUGGUUCUCCCGGACCACCCCUGGGAGGAGGGCAGAUAAAACCCUCAUGCCUAGCUUGCUGCAAGAUCCCAGAGUUACUCACUGCAAGGAGGGCUAUGAGGUAAUGCCACACAGGCAGGGGACCCUCCAGAUCCUGCAUCCCAGAGUGAGGGGAGCUGGUAUUGCCGAUCCUGCCCUGGCUCAGCUGAGGGCACUUGGUGGAGGCAACCUCUUCCCAACUUUUCAAUCCAGACUUUUAAAAUAAAAGAAGUGUAAUUCAUGUUUCAA
Otolemur garnettii (small-eared galago) is the source of this 1584-nucleotide messenger RNA. It is a transcript of the gene HMG20B, whose product is annotated as high mobility group 20B. The transcript is spliced from 10 exons. Bases 86 to 1039 code for a protein of 317 amino acids. Lineage: Eukaryota; Metazoa; Chordata; Mammalia; Primates; Galagidae. Gene Ontology annotation, cellular component: nucleus. The record is from RefSeq and is a predicted model, not a curated record. Gene Ontology annotation, biological process: regulation of gene expression.